AUGAAAUGCGAGCGUUGGUCAUAUACACACCAAAAACAUUUCCAAACAGAUGUAUUUUUAUCAAGAGACUUGGGUAAAUUAUGGAUAGUGAUCCAACCAUUUACAAAAGAGGAUUUACAAAAAUACAAUAAUCGAAAUAAUAAUAAUCAAAAUAAUAAUAGUAUUUAUGAUGAAGAUAACAAUAUAGAUACUGCCACUCCCAACUAUUAUAACAAAAAAUCAUCGAAUCCAAAUACUCCAAAAAAUGCUAAAAAUGAUAUUCAAGAAAGUAGCGAGUAUAGAGUAAAUCCAAAAAAACAAUUAAAAAAGAGACUAUCACAAUCCAAUUUACCAACACAACCAAAAAUUCAAAAAAAGAAAUUAUGGAAAUCAAAAUCGAUGCCACCCAAGGAAUUUAUGGAGUUUAAUCAAGACUUGUCUGUUCAAUUACCACCAACACCAACAUGCUCCAAUAAUUUCAACUUUAAAAAUAAUAGUAGUGGUAGCACGACAACGAUGAGUGAUGCUGGUAGCAGCAGCGGUAGCAGUAGCAGUAGCAGCAGUAGUCAUACACCAUUUAAAAAGAGAGGAUUGGUACGUUCCUAUUCACCUCCAUCCGACACUAAAGAGAUGUCUAUGACUUUGCCAAAAUCUGCAUUGAGAAAAUCAUCACAUACACCAACUAAUCAUAUUAUCGAGGAGACAUCUUCUUCUGCCGUGUCCGACACUCAUACUCAUCCAACAACAACAUCAUCAUCAUCAAACAUCUCAUUUAAAAAUAGUCAAUCUGAUAUUGGAUUUAAACAAUUUAGUAAGCAAAGUUCAUCAUCUUCCAUUUCAUCAUCCAUAUCAUCCUCUUCACUAUCGUCAACUACAACCACUACAAGCAAUAUUAGCAGUAGCAGUUGUAGCAGUUAUUCAAAUUCAAAUUCAAACAUUAAAUCCAACUCAUCCUCUAAUUAUAUGAGUAAAUUAUCUUCAUCGAGUAUGACAACACCCCCUCCUCCAACUACAACAUCAUCAUCAUCGACAGGCACCAAAAAAAUAUCAAUGAGUAAUAAGAUUCUUCAAAAAUCCAUUUCUUUCCAAGAGAAUUUAAAGUCACCCAAAGGUUACCAAAAACUUGGUAUUUCACCAGACUCUUCUUCUGCAGCUGCAGCCUAUGCGGAAAAGGUGUCUAGUUCACCUGACAUUUCAUCUACACCAUUGGGUUCACCUUAUUCGUCAAACUCAUCUUUGUCGAAAUCAAAUAAUAGUAUUGGUAACAACACCAACACCAAUAAUAAUAAUACUACUAAUCCACUCAAAGAAUCAUUAAAAUUGAAACCACCCACUUCUUCUUCUUCUUCAGGAAGAUAUUUCAAUAAUCAUUCUAAAACUACCAAACAAAAUGAUAAUAUAACAGAUCAAGAAAUAUUAGAAGAUAUUAGACAAUAUGAAUAUUGGAAAUCAACUUCUACAACUUCAACAUCUUCAACUUUUACAACACCGACCAUCUCUGGAGGACUACACCAACAACAACAACAACAACAACAACAUCAAAAUAACAAUACCAAUACAAAAUCAUCAUCUCACGGCUGGAGUUUAUCACCAAAGAAAUUGUUAAGAUCAAUUUCAUCAAAUAAUCAUCAUAAUAAUAAUCACCAUUCCAAUAAUAAUAAUAAUAUUAAUAAUAUUAAUAAUGGUGAUGAAAAUUCAAAUUUAAUCAGAGGUGAUACUAAUCCAUCUUAUAAAUUGAUAAAGUAG
This is a messenger RNA of Cavenderia fasciculata, 1725 nucleotides long. RefSeq lists its product as uncharacterized. The record is from RefSeq and is a predicted model, not a curated record. The transcript has 3 exons. Bases 1 to 1725 code for a protein of 574 amino acids. Lineage: Eukaryota; Evosea; Eumycetozoa; Acytosteliales; Cavenderiaceae.